AUGCCCCCCCCCCCUAUUUAUCAACUCAAUCCCAAACAAGAGCAAGACACGAUGGCCCUCACAAACAUCCCACACAUCAACCUCCUCUGCAUGGAAGAGCGCUUCAUCGACGCCUUCCAACGUGCUCUGGCCCAACACUGGCCGGAAACCAACACCACCCCCAAACCCACCAUCACCAUCCUCAAUACCUCCCUCCGCCAAGUCCCAUCCAGCACAAAGUUCGACCUCAUCGUCUCACCAGCAAACUCCUACGGCCGACUCGAUGGCGCCUUUGAUGACGCCAUAUCCCGCGUUUUCUGCCAGCCCCCAAAGCACGAAUACAACACUCUCACCGAGGCAACGCAGAAAGUCCUCUACAAGCAGUGGAGGGGUUUCGCGCCCCCAGGGACAUGUACCCUCGUCCCCUUUCCGGAUGAACUAAUCGGGGAAAACGGAUGGGGCUGUCGCUGGGUGGCGAUUUGCCCCACCAUGCGGUACCCGGAUCGGGUCACUUGGGACCGCGAGAUCGUGUAUGAGUGUGUGUGGAGUCUGUUGUGCCAGGUCGAGGGGUGGAAUCGCGGCUGCAAGAAAGAGAAGCGGAUUGAGUCCAUUCUGAUUACCCCACUGGCGACGGGGGUGGGAAAGGUGAGUGCGGCAAAGUGGGCGGCGCAGUUUGUGCUGGCGAUGAGGCAUUUUGUGGACGCUUUGAGGAGGCCCCAGAGAUGGGCUGCUUUGAGCUGGGGCGAUUUGACGGCGGAGGUGGAGGAGGUCAAGACAACGUGGGAAUUAAAGAGAGACGGGGGCAUACUCGGCCAAAUGUGGCCGGAACUGGAUGCAUCAUGGUAUCCAAAUUCAAGGACUGUAAUGGAUAUAUUUGAAAGAUUAAUGGACAUUCCCUGGCUGCCGGAAUUUAUGAUCAGGAAGAAGAGCUCGGACAAAUAA
Molecule: messenger RNA, 921 nt
Organism: Aspergillus fumigatus Af293
Lineage: Eukaryota; Fungi; Ascomycota; Eurotiomycetes; Eurotiales; Aspergillaceae
Exons: 3
Coding region: 1-921 (306 amino acids)
Source: RefSeq, a predicted model, not a curated record